AUGGCACAAGCAAAUACACGCAAUGAUAUUACCUGGACUACUAAUAAAGUACGAUCUACUUUUAUUUCAUACUUUGAGUCAAAAGGCCAUAAAUUCACCCCUUCCUCCUCAACAAUUCCUUUCGAAGACCCUACCUUAUUAUUUGCUAAUGCCGGAAUGAACCAAUUCAAGUCAAUAUUUUUGGCCACUGUUGACCCAAAUUCCGAAUUUGGUAAACUGAAAAGAGCGGUUAAUAGUCAAAAAUGUAUUCGCGCAGGUGGCAAGCAUAAUGAUUUAGAAGAUGUUGGAAAAGAUGUCUAUCAUCAUACAUUUUUUGAAAUGUUAGGCAAUUGGUCAUUCGGUGAUUAUUUUAAGAAAGAGGCUAUUACCAUGGCAUGGGAGCUUUUAAUCGAAGUAUACGGACUUCCAAAAGAUCGCCUUUAUGUAACUUAUUUUGAAGGUGAUGAAAAAUUAGGUUUACCUGCUGAUUUAGAUGCCAAGAAAUUUUGGUUGGACGUCGGAGUAGAAGAAAGGAGGUUGAUUCGUGGAAACUCCAAGGAUAAUUUUUGGGAAAUGGGCGAAACUGGACCCUGUGGGCCAUGUUCUGAAAUUCAUUUUGAUCGUAUUGGUGGUCGUGACGCUUCUCAUUUGGUUAAUAAGGAUGAUCCUAGUGUACUAGAAAUUUGGAAUCUUGUAUUUAUUCAAUUUAACCGCGAAUCAGAUGGAUUACUUCGUUCAUUACCUAGUAAACACGUUGAUACUGGAAUGGGAUUGGAACGUGUCGUUUCAUGUUUACAAAAUAAAUUUUCAAACUACGAUACAGACAUCUUUUCACCAAUAUUUAUUAAAAUACAAGAGUUAACUGGAUCUAGACCUUAUUCUGGUAAAAUAGGAGCGGAUGACACAGAUGGUUUGGAUAUGGCAUAUCGCGUAAUUGCAGAUCACGUGAGAACUUUGACUUUUGCUAUUACUGAUGGUGGUGUACCGAGCAAUGAAGGGCGUGGUUACGUUUUAAGACGAAUCUUGAGACGUGGUGCACGUUAUGCUCGAAAGAAAUUUAAUGUACAAAUUGGUCAUUUUUUUUCCAGUUUAGUUGACACGGUUGUGAAUGAAAUGGGAGUAGCUUUUCCCGAAUUAACGCAGCGCGUCAGUGAUGUUAAGGAAAUUCUUGAUGAAGAGGAGGAAUCAUUUUCUCGAACUUUAGAUCGUGGAGAAAGGCUCUUUGAUACAUAUCUCCAAAAAGCUAAACAAGCCAAUGCAGGGUUGCUUUCUGGAACUGAUGUAUGGCGAUUAUAUGAUACAUAUGGAUUUCCAGUUGACUUGACACGUCUUAUGGCCGAAGAAAACGGCCUUGGAAUUGAUGAACAGGAAUUCAUAAAAGAACAAGAAAAGGCUAAGGCAUUAAGUCGUAACGCUCGUUCUUCCGGUGGCAGUGACCAAGAAGUUGUCGCAUUGGACAUGCAUGACCUCGCGAAAAUUGAAGAGGAGAAAAUUGUUUCAACAACUGACGAUUCUUUCAAAUAUCAAAACGGCAAUAUAAAUGCUACGGUUAAGGCAAUAUUCUAUAAUCAUACAUUCCUUCAAUCUUCUAACGAUAUACCUUCUGAUAAAAGUUUUGGUAUUAUUCUUGAUCGUACAAAUUUCUAUGCCGAACAAGGAGGUCAAAUAUACGACACUGGUUCUAUUACCAUAGACGGACAGGCUGAAUUUGUCGUUGAAAAUGUGCAAGUGUUUGGUGGUUAUGUCUUGCAUAUUGGUUACCUAAAAUAUGGUAAUUUAAAUGUUGAUAAUGAAAUAGUUGCCACUUUUGAUGAAUUACGACGAUGGCCGUUGAGAAAUAAUCACACUGCUACGCAUAUUCUCAACUAUGCGUUACGUGAAGUUUUGGGUAACUCUAUCGACCAAAAAGGAUCUCUUGUUGCACCAGAAAAAUUAAGAUUUGAUUUUUCAUUUAAAAAAGGUGUCGCGAACAAUGAACUUGCUCAAAUUGAAUCAAUUUCAAACGAAUUUAUAAAAAAAAAUCACAAGGUAUAUUCUAAAGACCUCUCAUUGCCGACUGCCAAGGCGAUACAUGGACUUCGUGCUGUUUUCGGUGAAGUUUAUCCAGAUCCUGUAAGGGUUGUUUCUAUUGGAUACGAUGUUGAAGAUAUUGUGAGAGAUGUAUCAAAUCCUAAAUGGGGAGAUACUUCAAUAGAAUUUUGUGGUGGAACACAUGUCGCGAAAACUGGUGAUAUCAAAUACUUUAUUAUCCUGGAAGAAUCAGGUAUCGCCAAAGGUAUUCGUAGGAUCGUUGCGGUCACGGGAGAAGAGGCACAGCAGGCUCAAAGGAUUGCUGACGAGUUCCGAAACAAAAUUAACACAAUAUCAAAAUUACAAGGCGCCGAAUUAGAUAAUGCGUUGAAAUUAUUAACCAGAGAACUUGACGCAUCAAGUAUAUCAGCUCUUAAAAAAGCUGAAUUUCGUGAAAAAAUACAGAGUCUCAAAAAAGCUUUCUUAGAAGCUGAUAAAGCAGAGAAAGCCGCUCGAACAAAAGAGGCUAUAGACGCGAUAAAUACUUAUUUUGAACAGAAUCCUGAUAAUCAUUAUCUAAUUAAAAAAUUAGACGUUGGAUCCAAUACAAAAGCUAUUGCAAAUGCUAUCGCUCACGUUAAAACUAAUUUAAAAGAUAAAGCUUUAUAUAUUUUUUCGGUUGAUGAAAAUUCUAGUAGAAUCACUCAUUCUUGUUGUGUAGGUAAACCUUUAACUGAAAAGGGGUUAAAGGCUAGUGAAUGGGCUAAGACUGUUUCAGAAACUGUCGGAGGAAAGUCUGGAGGUAAAGAUGAUUCCGCUCAAGGGAGUGGAACAAAUAUUGAUAAACUUGAUGAAGCAGUAAAAGUUGCUGAACAAUUUGCUAAACUUCAAAUUCUUACAUCGUAA
Molecule: messenger RNA, 2895 nt
Organism: Funneliformis mosseae
Lineage: Eukaryota; Fungi; Glomeromycota; Glomeromycetes; Glomerales; Glomeraceae
Source: the annotation of a GenBank genome assembly